This is a messenger RNA of Anopheles aquasalis, 2549 nucleotides long. Its product is annotated as sodium-dependent nutrient amino acid transporter 1-like. Gene Ontology annotation, biological process: sodium ion transmembrane transport; nitrogen compound transport; amino acid import across plasma membrane. The record is from RefSeq and is a predicted model, not a curated record. Gene Ontology annotation, cellular component: plasma membrane. NCBI's taxonomy places the organism in Eukaryota, Metazoa, Arthropoda, Insecta, Diptera, Culicidae. Gene Ontology annotation, molecular function: amino acid:sodium symporter activity; L-amino acid transmembrane transporter activity.
CUGUAGACAGCUGGAGGACGAUGGAUCGUGGACCGGUGCCGCAAACACUACUUUCAGUUGACGAUCGGAGAUCGAAGUGAACGGACGCUCGCCAUUCAAUCCGCGAAUCCAGUGCGCGCGGUUCGUUUUGUCGUGAAAGUUUGGUGUUUGCGGUGGCCUGUUGGUUGGCCGUUAGGUCGUUAAGACGGUGGCCAAUAAAUCGGGCACGAGAUAAGAGCCAAGAUCUGCAUUGUGGUGCGUUGCGCGUGAAAGUUGUGGCCAAACGGUGCGACGGUUGUUGAAAGAAAUACUUUUUCUCCCCGAACGGAAGGAAAAGCUCGACGCUCUAGCGGAGAUGGAAAACCAAAGCUACGUCGCGGAUGAGGGCGGCCACGGUACCGUACUGCAGACCAUCCGGCACCAGGAUCCGGUGAAGCUGGAACAGAAUGGAACACCGACACAGGUGAAGCCAUUGCGCGAAAAAUGGGGCCGCAAUCUCGAGUUCCUGAUGUCCUGUGUGGCCCUGUCGGUGGGCUUCGGUAACGUUUGGCGUUUCCCGUAUACGGCGUACAAAAAUGGUGGCGGUGCAUUCGUCAUCCCUUAUCUGAUUGUCCUGUUUGUGAUCGGUCGACCGAUCUACUACCUCGAGAUGGUGUUGGGCCAAUUCUCGAACCGGGGCUGCGUUAAGGUGUACGAUCUGGCACCGGCCAUGCGCGGUAUUGGCGUUGGUCAAACGAUGGCCAUCUUCACCGUCAUCACGUACUACACGGCGGUGCUGGCCAUCACACUGCGCUAUCUGAUCGUUUCGUUCAGCAGUGAGCUACCGUGGGCCCGAUGUGAUCCCAGCUGGACCAACUGCAUCGAUUCGUUGGCCACCGGUAACCUCAACACCGCGGCAGACAACGUCACGAUACUGAACCGGACGUCCGCUGAGCUGUACUUUGACAAAACGGUGAUGCACUCGUACGACUCACUGGAGGGAGGAUUGGGGUACCCCGACUGGAAGCUGGUGUUGUGUCUGAUCGUCGCUUGGCUGUGUAUUGUUGGCGUUCUCAUCAAAGGAAUCAAAAGCUCCGGCAAAGUGUCGUACUUCCUGGCCAUCUUCCCGUACAUCAUCAUGGCGAUACUGCUGAUUCGUUCGCUUACCCUCGAGGGUGCCUGGAAGGGUAUCAGCUUCUUCUUCACACCACAGUGGGACAAGCUGCUCGACAUUAAGGUCUGGUACGAGGCGGUCACCCAGUGCUUCUUCUCACUCACCAUCUGCUUCGGUGGGUUGAUCGCGUACUCUUCGUUCAACAAUUUCUCCAACAACAUCUACCAACACGCCGUAAUUAUCACCUCACUCGAUACGGCCACCUCUCUGGUGGCGGGCUGCGUCGUGUUCGGUGUAAUCGGCCACUUGGCGCACGUCACCGGCCAGGAGGACAUUUCGAAGGUGGUGAAGGGAGGUUUCGCGCUUACCUUCAAGACGUACCCUGAUGUGCUGGCCAAAUUUACCCACAUGCCACAGUUCUUCUCGAUCCUGUUCUUCUUUAUGCUGUUUCUGCUCGGCAUUGGCACGCUGAUCGGUAUCGUCACUUCCGUCAUCACGGCAAUUCAUGAUCAGCAGCCAAGGAUUGUGCGGUGGAAGAUAGUGAUCGGUGUUGCCGCUGUCGGAUUCUGCGUUGGGCUCGUUUAUCUGACUCCGGGUGGUUUAUUUGUGCUGGAUCUGUUUGAUUAUUUUGGUGCGACGCUUGCCACACUCACGUUGGCCGGUUUCGAGCUGGCGACGUUUGCUUGGAUCUACGGCGUUAAUCGGGUGUGCAAGGACAUCGAAUUUAUGCUCGGCAUCCGAACCGGACUGUUCUGGCGUAUCUGCUGGGGAAUUGUAACGCCCGUUUUAAUCAUCAUCAUUCUAAUCAUCAGCUUCAUUAACUUUGAAGUCAAAAAAGUGCCAACCGGGUACAACGCCCUUGGUUGGUGUUUGUUUGCAUUCUCGGCGCUACAGCUUCCCGGGUGGGCCAUCUACGCCAUCCUGAAGCGCAAAGGUCCGACGUGGCAGGAAAGCGUUCGUGCGGCUUUCCGUCCGAUGGCCGACUGGGGCCCGGAAGAUGACCAGAAGCGAGCGAACUACAGUGAAUGGAUCGAGCAGUACCGGCAGCGGUUAGCAGGAUCCAACGAAAAUACACUACUCCACAAAAUACGCCAAAAGCUGUUCAGUUAAGUUUGCCAUGGAUGCCGGCCACGAUGAUGGUAGAGGCAGAUUUCCGACCGGGAGAAUACAAUACAAAUAUUUACUUUAAAUAAAAGCUGCAACCAGUCCGCCGGGGGGGGAGUUGCGAUAUGCUUGGGUUUGCAUGCUACCAUAAUGCAAAUAUAUGUGCGGAAGCGGCGUCCACAGCUUGAUCCAAAAUAGAUAGCUCAUUCCGGAAAUGACGCGCAUCGGCACGUGACGCACGCCCGUGACGCACACGUCUUGGCAGCACAGAAUGCAAGUUUAUCCACGAACACCAAUCACUGUUUUGUGCCAUUUUGACUGUAUAGUAAGUCGUUAAAAUUACCUUUUUCGAAUAAAAAUAUUUCGUUUCGUA